CUUAGCCCCGCCCACCACGACCUUAGCCCCGCCCACCACGACCCGCCCCAGGCCAUGUCCAGCCGGCGAGAGGGCGAGGAGACAACGGCUCCCCUUAAGCAGCAGGAGCAGCAGCAGAAGCAGGAGGAGGAGGAGGACGAUGAGCGGGGGACGUGGCGUAGCAAGUGGGAUUACUUCCUGUCCCUGUCGGGCCUAGCUAUAGGCCUCGGCAACGUGUGGCGCUUCCCGUACCUGUGCUACAAGAACGGCGGAGGAGCCUUUCUCGUGCCGUACCUCAUUAUGCUUGCUCUGGUUGGUCUGCCGCUUUACCUGCUGGAAACAGGGGUGGGGCAAUUUAGUUCAGGCAGCCCCAUCACCAUCUACAGAGUUUGUCCCAUAUUUAAAGGAAUAGGCAUCGCAGCAACUCUGGCUCGUAUGUACUUAGAAACAUACUACAGCGUCGUGGUUUCCUAUCCCCUUGUCUUCCUGUACAACCUGGUGGGCAUAGGCUUACCCUGGGCGACUUGUGACAACCCUUGGAACACCGAUAAUUGUUCCCAAUUGGUAUUGGACAAUGAUACAUACCAGGAAAUUUCUACACAUACGCGCUCACCAGCAGAUGAAUUCUUUCAUUACCAGAUACUCAACAUUUCCUCGGGCGUCGAGGAGACAGGAGGUUUCGUGCUGCCUGUCGUGUUGGGAACAGUGUUUGUCUGGGUCCUCGUGUUCCUCAGCAUCUUCAAGGGGAUAAGAGUGACCGGGAAGCUCGUAUGGUUCACGGUGACCUUCCCUUUCGUCAUGCUGCUAAUACUGUUCCUCCGUGGCGUCACUCUACCCGGGGCUUGGGACGGAAUCUACUACUACAUCUACCCCGACUUCAGGAAGCUCGCUAGGCUGCAGGUGUGGGGCGACGCCGCUUCCCAGAUAUUCUUCAGCCUGGGUGCGGGCGGCGGGGCCCUCGUAUCGCUCGGCUCCUACAACAAAUUUCGCUAUAACUGCCUGCGCAACGCCUACAUCGUCCCCGUGCUGAAUUCGGCCACUUCGAUCUUCGCCGGCUUCGUCGUGUUCUCCGUCUUGGGUUUCAUGGCCCACCAGACGGGGAUUCCGGUCGAGAAAGUGACCACUGGAGGUCCAGCCUUGGCUUUCAUAACAUACCCUGAGGCCGUGUCGAUGAUGCCAAUGGCGCAGUUAUGGGCAGUCCUGUUCUUCACAAUGUUGUUCUUCUUAGGAAUCGACUCAAUUUUCGCCGAGAUGGAGUCCAUGGUUCUCACGGUCACCGACGCUUUCCCACGCCUACGUCACGCUAGGACCUGGGUCACGCUGGCUUUCUGCGUAGGCCUAUGUCUCGUGGCACUCAGUUGCUGUACUAAGGGCGGAAUGUACGUUAUCCAACUACUGGAUAGUUACUGCGCUCCCUAUACAUUCAUCUUCGUUGGUUUGUGCGAAAUGCUGGUUUUCGGUUAUUCCUAUGGUGUUGGUCGUCUGAUAAGAGACAUACAAAUGAUGACGGGAAAAGUUGUACCUUACUUCUGGUAUAUAACUUGGUUAGCAGUUACACCAUCUGUGCUGGCAUUCAUCUUCGUCAACAUCUUCGCCCGGAGUUCCCCCGUGAGCUACAGGGGCGUCGAAUUCCCCGCUUGGGCCCAGGCACUUGGCUGGGUCAUCGCGGCGACGUCCAUGUUAACAGCCCCCUUGUAUGCUCUGUCCUUCUUCGUCUGUGGAAGUUCGGGGUCGUUUCAUAAGCGCCUCUCCACCGGCCUGAGACCCUCCGAAGACUGGGGGCCGGGCCUGGAAAGGUUCAAAUCCCAGUGGUCGGAGUACUGCUCACGGAAUGUGCUGCGUCAUCGCCUCCUCCACCCAGGACCGCCGGCAGAUCAGGAUUACCAACCGAAGCACGUGGAGGAGCUUCAGACAUGCGAGCGUCUUAUAAGCGGAGAGAUCGAGCCGCUGCCACUCGCGCCGGAGGAGGCUAAGAUCUGCCAAGUGUAGAGGUUUAUUAUUAUUAUUUUUCUCUCUUUAUUUCCCUCUUUUCUUAGGUGAGGGAGGGGGGGGGAUAAAGAGGAGAGAAUAGUGGCGAUAGUCUUAAAAAAAAAGCAGUGAGGUGGUGGUGUUAUUAUCAUUAUUAUUUUUUUUUUUACGGUUGUGUUUUAUUUGAUUUUUCUAUUAUUAUUUGCAUUUUAUAGAUGUGGUUAUAGUUUAUCUCGGGUUGAGAGUCUGGUGUUCCCCGCCGUUGACUAGGCGCCUAUGCAUGCGUGAGCUGACAGACACACCUUAGGAAACGCAGGAUUUCAAGAACACAUUUUUAUAUGAAGGAGGGAGGGUUUAGUUUGAAGACAGAGGAAAAAAAAAAACAUUAACAAGAGCAAAAAAAAAAACAAACAAAAUAAUUCAAAAUAUUAUUGGAAAUAAGCACCUAAACAUUAAUAUGAAAAAGAAAGAAAAAAAGAUAGAUAAAAAAGAUGAAUAAGCAAA
Molecule: messenger RNA, 2451 nt
Organism: Penaeus monodon (black tiger shrimp)
Lineage: Eukaryota; Metazoa; Arthropoda; Malacostraca; Decapoda; Penaeidae
Product: sodium- and chloride-dependent GABA transporter 1-like
Exons: 13
Coding region: 55-1968 (637 amino acids)
Biological process (GO): sodium ion transmembrane transport
Cellular component (GO): membrane
Molecular function (GO): glycine transmembrane transporter activity
Source: RefSeq, a predicted model, not a curated record